AUGUCGCAUCUUCACGUCGUACGCCCUCUGCGGCCAAUAUCGCUGCACCGAACUGCGCCUCUGCAAUCAUGCUCACUCACAGGACGCUCACUUACCUUCCGAGUGCAAAUUUCUGUCCGUGGCAAGUCGACGAAGGCAAACCCGGCGAAGCACGCCGCUAAAGCCACUGCGUCUGCGGCUGCACCUGCACCGGCAGUGCAUGGCUCGGGGAAAGUAACGGAGCUCGAGAAGCAGACGCUGCCAUGGGCGGACUACCUUACCAUCCGCAAGAAGAAGCGAAGAUGGGAGACGGCAAUGACGAUACCGUUCACGAUCGGCGGUUUCGCCGGGGGUGUAGCGUACUUUGGGAACCUCGAGAUGGACCCAACGAAGCCCAUUUUUAACGUCGACCCGAUGAUCGUCUAUGGCUUCUCAACCCUUGCGUGUGCAGGCCUGGGGUACCUCAUCGGUCCCAUUGUCGGCUCGAUGAUCUGGCGCAUGACGCAUCGGCGGACAAUGUCGCUCAUCGAGGCGCGCGACCGCGAGUUCCACCAGCACAUCGUGAAGAACCGCGUUGACCCCACGGCGCAGAGCGCGACCAACCCUGUGCCGGACUUUUACGGCGAGAAGAUCGGCUCGUUGCACGACUAUAGACAGUGGCUGAGGGACCAGGCGAGGUACAAGCGAAAAGCAUAUCUACCCGAGGAUGUAGAGACGCAUUAAGUGCAUGUGCACUUGCAAUAUCGUAAUGUUUGUUCUGCUCGUCGUUUGCUCUUAAUUGCAUGAUUCCUCCUCUC
Postia placenta MAD-698-R-SB12 is the source of this 776-nucleotide messenger RNA. RefSeq lists its product as hypothetical. The coding region runs from base 1 to 702 and encodes 233 amino acids. NCBI's taxonomy places the organism in Eukaryota, Fungi, Basidiomycota, Agaricomycetes, Polyporales, Adustoporiaceae. The transcript has 6 exons. Gene Ontology annotation, biological process: protein import into mitochondrial matrix. Gene Ontology annotation, cellular component: PAM complex, Tim23 associated import motor. The record is from RefSeq and is a predicted model, not a curated record.